Messenger RNA from Symbiodinium necroappetens, 2331 nucleotides. Lineage: Eukaryota; Dinophyceae; Suessiales; Symbiodiniaceae. The record is from the annotation of a GenBank genome assembly.
AUGUUGAAGAGAAGCGGCAUUGCCACAAGUUGGACCAGGUCCGAUCGAUACAUCAUCCCGCGGCUGUCUCUGCAAAACAAUGAUGCUGAUGGGGAGGCUUCGCCCAGGGCACCGUUGUCACCACGUGGAAAUGUGCCAGUUGCUCCUUAUGCAGCUCUUGCGUCACCACAGCCCUUCGUAGAUGUGACGAAGAAGCUUCCAGAGAAGAUCUCUCCUCGAUUUGGUGUUCCACGGGAUGAAAACAACCCAGAAGGUGGAAGGAACAGCGUGCCCAGGUUGAGUGGAGGCAAGCGAGGCGGUUCAUGCUUGACAGCACGAUCUUCUAGCACUGGCAAGCUGAACAGUGCUCUUCGAGAGUCAUCAUGUGGUUCUGCGAGGAGCAAAAUACGAGAACGCAGGCCGAACCCUUUAUUGAGCAACAGUCCUCCAGCUCGCUCAGCUGCUGCCGCGCCCCAGGCCGGUUCACCAAGCAGGGCAAAUCAAAGUAGUCGUUUGAGUUGCGACAGCUCGUCGAGCUCUAGCCUUCACAGUGGUCCGUCACUUGUCGGUGAGAACGUGUCGAGCGCAACAAGAUCUACUAGAUCUGUCGCCGUGACACCUUGUGCCAGUACAACAUCCCUCAUCGUGCCAUAUGCCGGUCACCGGCCGAUACCGGCUGGAAGCAGUGCCAACAUCUUAGCUGUCGCUGUGGGCAAGUCGCUGGGGCGCAGCUGGGCCGAUGUCCAGCCUUUCCUCAAGAUCUUGGAGGAAAACUGGUACGACUCCAUGGAGAGCUUAAGGUCCGUGGGGGUAUCUGACCUACAAGCCCUGGGGCUGCCGCAGAGGUUUGCCAAGGAGCUCCUGCAGCUUUCAGAGACCGAUUCGGUGCCGCACGAGAAGGGCAAGGGUGGCAAGGGCGGCAAGGGCAAGAGAGAACAUGGAGAUCGCGAUGAGAGUGGCAAAGGCAAGCACUUCGCAGCAGUGGGUUACGAUGCACAAGGUGGCCCGAAGGGCAAGAGAGACAGCUCUUCGGACAAAGGCAAGGGCAAGGGCAAAGACGCCAACGACAGCAAGGGCGCGAAAGGCAAUAAAGGCACCAAAGGCAAGAGCAAGGACCCUCCGCAGGACCAGCAAAGCGACGAGAACGUGCAAGUGCACAAGAUCACCUUGGAAGCGGAACAACUGGACCCGCGGUUUCCAUUAGUUGCAAAGCUCAUAGGCAAAGGUGGCCGCAAUGUGAAGCACAUCAGCAGCACCACAGGCGCCGCCGUGUGGCUGCGUGGCCGCGGAUCAGGGUCCAAGGGCGAGAAUGCUGGCGAGGAUGCGGACGAGCCGCUUCACAUUGCAAUAAGAUCCGAUGACAAGGAAGCCAUCGAUGAAGCUGUCAGCAUAACACAUGACCUCAUCGACACAGUCAUGGAGGAGUACAACCAAUGGUUAGAAAGCCCAGAGGCCGCGCAACCACAAGCGACCGAAGGCUCGAGCUAUCAAUGGCAACAGAAGUGGCAGCAAAGAGACUGGCCUGAUCAGAGCAAGGGCAAGGGCAAGAGCAAGGGCAAGGGCAAGGGCAAGGGCAAAAAAGUUGAAGACAUCUCUGGACGGGUCGGUUCCUACACUGCAGAUCCAAGCGUGGCAAGUGUCAGGUCAGUCGCAGAAGGCCAGCGGAGCUCCGGUCCGCUCAGCACAGGGAGCGAGGAUUGCCAUGUUGCUAGAAGCCAGCUGCUGGGUGGACCCAGCGGAACGGAUGCAGACGCAGAUGCGGAGACGAUGGGCGACCAUGUAGAACUGCUCUGCCUCAAGGCACAGUCUUUGGUUCGCCAGUUGGGCACUGGAAUGAUGGAGCCUUCCCAGUCGGUCCGAUCUUUGCAGAAGAAGCUUAUGUUGCUCGGCCAGGCCGCGGAGGUGACGCCUGCCGCGCCUCCGUUCACGCCGAGAUGCAUUGGCGGUCCACUCGAACCCGCCGGGACAGGUGAUGCAUCUUCCAUGGACCUCAAGUUCAGCCCUGCUCCAGUAAGGAUAGAGCAAAGGGAGCGCCCAAAGUGGCAGCUCCCCUUCUCGGCGAGCACUUUCUGGUUUCUUCACAUGCCUGUCGUGCCGCAUGAUAAAGGUGCGAGGCAACAACCGGUGGUCUUCGAAGGGAGUCGGACAAGGCCGCUUCCGCCUCGCUGCAAUAGUGCACCGAUACCAACGCUGCAGGAAAAGGGUCGACACAGGCUGGUCGGGAACACUGCAGCCAGGGCAUGCGAUUCAACUGCCGUUUGGCCGUACUUGCUGUUUGAUUUAGGGCAAAAGUGGGCACGCAGCAAUGCGAUUCUUGGAUUGUUUUUUUUUUUUCGUUUUUUGAUUGUUUGA